Messenger RNA from Macrobrachium nipponense, 6627 nucleotides. RefSeq lists its product as uncharacterized. Lineage: Eukaryota; Metazoa; Arthropoda; Malacostraca; Decapoda; Palaemonidae. The record is from RefSeq and is a predicted model, not a curated record. The coding region runs from base 190 to 1785 and encodes 531 amino acids. The transcript has 2 exons.
UGCCAGAUGACGGCAUGCGCGGCUGUUCUACAGCAAGCUUGUGGGCAUGAGGUCUGCUGAGCUCAUGCCCCGUGUGCAGUCCAGGUGGACGACUUGAUUGUGUGGCACCCUGAUGGGUGCGAGAUCUGCUAAGGGCUGGUCUCAAAGAUAACCGCAGACUCGACCCCUCAGGCUAUCAAGAACUCCUCCAUGUCAACCCUCAAGAUCUGGGUCGGCGGGUUCGGAAGAAAUGUAAAGGCGAAGAAACCCUACAUCCUGGCGGAGGAAAUGUGUAAUCUUCUUUACCCUAACGCCAAGAUGUCGGUAGCGGUGGCCAACGAAGUGGCAGCACCUAUCAUCGCCAGGAUUAGGGAAGACACCCAGGUCUUGCCGGAGGAUCUUGAGGGACUGGGAGAAACGGUGUUAGAUGAUGUAGCAGCCAUCAAUUUGGAUGUGGAACCGAUGGUCCUUGACGCCACGGAACAAGGUAGGGAAGUAAGUGAGGCAGGAGGUGCCCGGUCUAGGAUACCUAUUCCUAGCCCGGCGCCGUCUAACUCUUCUUCUCAGACUUCUUUCCAGGGGUUCACUGGGAAGAACAUGGCUGGGGACAGGCCAUGCUCAGUGACCCCAAAACUCAAACACUUAAAGAAGGCCUUACCCAAGCCUAGUAAGCCUUCCAAGCUGCCUAAACCAUCCAGGUCAUCGUCGGCUUCCAAGCCAUCAAUAGACUCUGUCACUGCUACUCCCUCACACCACGGGUCGAGAGCAAGAAGCUCGAAGGCUAAGACACCGGAGGUACCUUUUGACCCGGUAGCCUUCUCGAGCCAGCUUAUGGAACAAAUGGGCAGCAUAGUCCAAUCCCAGAUUGGAUCCAUAGCCGAUUGCAUGCAGUCCAUGGAUACCUUGGCCCAAAGACUGCAAAAUCAGAAGAACCUGAUUGAGAAUCUUUUGCGAUCCGGACUGCCACAACAGCAGCAGUACGUGAUCCCGGACGCCUCUAAACUCCUGGCGUUUGUCAAAAGAAAUCCUUGGCGACUGGCCUUACAUGCCCCGUUCGUAGAUGGCAUGUUGACUCUUGAAGGAUGUGGCACCCAGCCUGUAGAUGAUUUUGAAUUCUACCCGCCGGGACUUCAAUUUCCCUUCCCGGGAUACGCGCGCUUAACUGAUGAAGCGCUGAUAAGGCUAGAUAAGGUUCCGAAGGAAACCGUUAUCUACCCAAAAGAGCAAGCGCAAUCCGCCUGGGUUCGGACUUUGAAUGAAUGGGAGUGCGUCAACACCAUGCUGACCCCUUACAAGAGUUCAUACACGAUGUUUGUGGUGAAAGGACAGACACCGACUCCUUGCACUACUAAGGUAGUUGACCUUGCUCUGCAAGCGGCGAUUGAAGAUAAACCCAUGCCGCAGUUGCGUGAAACUGACUUGACUUCUCUUCUGUUCCCGGGAGAUCACAAUUGCUGGGUUGACACACCAGCAAUGUUUACAACAGGGAAGUUGAAUACUGACUGUGCUUCUACACAGUUCAGUGAGCGUUUACCCAGGCUUCCGGACUCCCUGGUUAAAAUAGAAUUUGAGGCUCGUAUGUGGCUGAGUAGGUCCAUCAACUCAGCCACAAUGGCGGAAAUGGCUUCUCUAGUGUAUGCAGAUGAGCCAUUGUUCAAGAUUUUAACAAAGUCACUGCUUCACACUCUACAAUGUGACGCAUACGACUUCGCGGUAGCCCGAAGUAACUGCCGAAAGCACGUCCUGUCCGAAGCCUCGAUUAGGCAGCAAGAGUUAAUCAGAGCCUCAAGGUCCGGUGGGGCCUGAUUCCUAAGUGCAAAUUUGAUCCAUCCGGGACCCAAUCAAGAGGCAGAAAGAGACCAAGGAAAUUCCAGUCAUUCCAAGGUCCUCAAGCUCAACCAAUGGUACAGACAAUGCCGGUACCACAGGUGAGUCAGCCUUCUACGUCAAAGGCGCAGCCCCAACAACAGUAUGUGUGGGUCACCCAACCGCCUCACUAACAAGUAGCUACUACCUCGUUUACGCCAUCUCCGGCGUUUAACCCUACCUAUGAAACACAAGGCGUGUCUCAUGUGUAUAACAGACAUGCCAGAAGUAGUAGAGCAAGAGGAGCCUUUCGCAACAGAGGCAGCGGAAGGGCUUUAGCAAUGCAAGAGGCAGAGGAUUCCGGGGAACCCGGGGGAGCAGACCCUCUGCAAAACAGUGGGAAUCCUCAGGUAGGGGGAAGGCUGUACCUCUUUCGAAGCCGUUGGAUAUUCAGCAGAUGGGCACACAGCAUAAUUUCCAAGGGUCUGGGGUGGAGUUGGAUAGAGGGGCCCCCUCCACCAACCAGUUUUCAUCAGACUCCAACAGCAGACCUAGUUUUAUAUGCAAAAGAACUUUUACAGAAGAAUGCAAUAAAAGAGGUAAAAUAUUUGAACUUUCAAGGUCACUUGUUCAGCAUUCCAAAGAAAGACUCAGACAAGCGAAGGGUAAUUUUAGAUCUGUCUCAUCUGAAUACAUACAUUCAAUGCGACAAGUUCCAUAUGCUGACCGUCUCGCAGGUGCGGACCUUACUUCCCCGUGGGGCCGUCACCACUUCUAUAGAUCUUACAGAUGCUUACUAUCACAUUCCGAUAGCAAGGCAUUUUCGUCCGUUCCUAGGGUUCAAGCUAGGCAAUCAAGCAUAUACCUUCAAAGUAAUGCUUAUCUGGGCAAACAAUGUAGAACAAUGCCUGAAGGCGACGAACGAAGUAAUAAGAUUUCUACAAUAUAUAGGCUUCCAAAUCAAUUUCAAGAAGUCCCGCCUGAUUCCGUCGGCAUGAUUCCAGUGGUUAGGGUUACAGUGGAACCUGAACACACACAGACUAUCUAUCCCUCCAAAAAAGAGGAGAGAGAUAGCAAGAAAUACAAGGAGUUUUCUCAAGGACAAACUAACGUCCAGGAGAAAACAGGAAAGAAUCCUAGGUGCACUCCACUUUGCCUCAGUAACAGACAAUACUAAAGGCCAGACUGAAAGACAUAAAUCGAGUGUGGCGGUCCAAAGCAAACAAGAAAAAUUGAGACGAAAUGGCACAAAUCCCACCAAUUUUGAGGAAAAGACUUCAGCCAUGGACAAAAGUCAAGAAUCUGGCAAAAUCCAUUCUGUUACAAUUUCCACCACCAGCACUAGUAAUCCAUACAGACGCUUCUCUAAGCGGCUGGGGAGGUUACUCCCAGUACAAAAAGGUCCAGGGGUUGUGGUCAGUAACGUUUCGCCAACUACGUACACAUCAACGUCUUAGAGGCCAUGGCAGUAUUCUUGACCCUAAAGAAACUUGCCCCAGCAAGAAAGCAACAUAUCAGAUUAGUGCUGGACAAUGAAGUUAUAGUCCAUUGUAUAAACAGAGGAGGUUCCAAAUCGAGUCACAUAAACCAUGUAAUGAUUGCUAUAUUUUCCAUGGCAACAAAGAACCGUUGGCACCUGUCAGCUGUUCACCUGGCGGGAAUACGAAAUGUAGUAGCAGACGCACUUUCAAGGACAACUCCGCUGGAGUCGGAGUGGUCACUGGACUUGAAGUCGUUCAAAUGGAUUUCCCAACAGGUCCCGCGUCUCCAAGUAGACCUAUUUGCCACGGAGUCCAACCACAAACUAGAGUGUUAUGUAGCCCCCAACCUGGACCCUCGGGCCUAUGCCACGGACGCCAUGUCACUAGAUUGGAACUCUUGGAAGAGAAUUUACCUAUUCCCUCCAAUAAACAUGCUAAUGAAAGUGCUAGACAAACUCAGGACUUUCAAGGGUCGGGUGGCUCUAGUGGCCCCCAAUUGGCCCAAGAGCAAUUGAUUUCCUCUCCUGGUGGAACUGGGACUCCGUCCUCGGCGGAUUCCCAAACUGAGGCCAAAACAAGAAGUACAAACUCACAGAGUGUUAGCUUCCUCAAGAAUUCAGAGUGCCCUAACUUUAUGGACUUUAUGAAAUUUGCAGCACAAAAAGAUGCUGAAAUUGAUCCUCAGAAUACCUUGUUUUUGGAAUCAGACAAAAGAGAAUCUACUCUUCGUCAGUAUGACUCAGCUGUAAGAAAACUUGCAAAGUUUUUAAGAGACUCGAAGGCUAGUGCAAUCUAGCAGUAACCUUUUUCAGGACUGUUUGAAUCAGGCCUAGCUGCCAAUACAAUUACAACAAUUAAAUCUGCUUUAAAAAAGAUUUUUCAGAUUGGGUUUAAUAUUAAUCUUACAGAUUCAUAUUUUUCAUCUAUCCCGAGAGCUUGUGCCAGAUUGAAACCAGCAACUCGCCCUCACACAGUCUCCUGGUUUCUGAAUGAUGUCCUUAAGCUAGCUUCCGAGACUGAUAAUGAUUCAUGUACUUAUAUAUCACUCCUCAGAAAGACAUUGUUCUUAGUAAGUCUGGCAUCUGGUGCUAGAAUAUCAGAACUUUCAGCUUUAUCUAGAGAACCAGGUCAUAUUGAUUUCCUCACGUCGGGGGAAAUAUUAAUUUCUCCAGACAAAAGAUUUUUAGCCAAGAAUGAGGAUCCACAGAACAGAUGGUCUCCGUGGAAUAUUGUCCCUCUUCCACAGGAUCCGUCCCUGUGUCCAAUUAAACACUGUGAAAGCCUAUUUGAAUAGAACCUCCAAAAAGUCUUCAGGGCUCUUAUUUAUUAGAGAAAAUGGAGGAACCAUUUCCCUGAAAGGAAUCAGACAACAGAUUCUUUAUUUUAUUAAGGGGGCCGGCCGGCUAAUGCCGUUUUUUAACGACAGGACUUUGACAUUCAUACCACUUUAUAAGGUGACUUGGGACAUCUCCAAACCGCAUAUGAUUUUCGCCUCUGACCUUCGGUUUUGUGACGCCAGGGCAAUUUAUCCAGAAAAUAACCAUUUUUCAAAUUCUAUCUCCUCCCUUGAUAUUUAAUAUUAAGACCUGGGAUUACUACCAUAUAUAGACCUGAUGUCGACCUCCAAUCAAAUGGAGAGUUUUUUUCUAAAAGUCAUUUUUUAGCUAGAUAUGAAUUUUUUAAUAUGGUAAAAAAAUAAACCCUAUAAAUCACGAGAAAAAAAAUUAUAAAAAAAAGACGAAACAAAAAUUGGAAAAAAGGGCUCUAUUUGAUUGUUCUAUAAUGUCGUUCUGAGUUAUAUACCAAAUUCCAAUGUUAUAGCUUUAAAACUAAGUGAGGAGAUAGAUUUUGAAGGUCAAUAAGUAUAGUUUUGAGAUACGGGCGUUCAAAGUUUUCCUUCGUAUUUCUAUAAAGACAAUGUUAAUAAAUAAUGAUUAUUAUGAAUGUAUAUGUCUUUUUUGUGUAUUAAUAAACCAAAACUAUUUUAUUUAUCAUAAUUUAAUCAUAAAUGAUGAUCCCUUUCCUCAUAUAUCGUAGCCUGGAGCACUGCUUGAGGCAAGAUGGGGCACUCCUUCCUACAUAACCCCCUCUCUCCCCUUCACUAACUCGGCUUAUUACAGCAAAUUUUCUUCUGUAUGUUAGCGAGAUGUUUUCCUUGUAUUUUCCUCUUUGACAUGAUGACAUUCUUGCCGAAACAAAGAUAAACAAACGUAAAUGCAAGAGAAUGUCAAAGGUGAAACUCGAAGGUGUACUCUCUUUUUACAAAGACAAUUUAAUAAAUCAUGAUUAUUAUGAAUUUCAUAUUCCAUUUUGGGUAUUAAAAAACCAAAAGUAUGUUAAUUAUCAUAAAUGAAGAUCUCUUUGCUCAAAGACUGUAGCCUUGGGCACAGUGUGACGUGUGCUGUCAGGCAAGAAGGGGGCGUUACUUGGCAACCCUCCCCUCUCUCUUCACUAACUACGCGUAUAUUAUGAUAUUCUGUAAUAAUACUUGAGCGAUUUUUCUUCGUCUGUAUGUUAGCGAGAUGUUUUCCUUGUCUUUUCCUCAUUGGCAUGAUGAACUUCUUGCCGAAACAUACAUAAACAUAUGUAACAGCAAGCGAAUGUCACGAGGUGAAACUCGAACGUGUAAUCUACUAGAAGUCUAUGGUCCAACUGAUUCAUGAUUGAACCAGAUACUCGCUUCUUGCGAGCCACGGAAUCUCUACAGAUGCCAUUUCUCACAAUUUCUUUGCCAAUAAUUAUCAAAAUUUACGAUAACAGAAGAAAUAUUGCAUUUUCUUGUACGGAUGAAUGUUUUAGGCUUAUUGAGUUAUGUUUACUAAUUACCCUGUAACUACGAAAGUAAGAGGAAUUUUGACGAAAUAUUUUGUAUACGUAUUCUCAAUUGCCAUAUGAAGCUCCAUGAAUUUUUUCAUGAUUUUGCAUUUUUCGCCCUAUACCACCAUAUAUAGAGGGGUUCCGGCCGGCCCCCUUAAACAAGCUAACCCAGAAUCAUUUCCACAUGUUCAUGAUAUACGAGCAGUAGCCACAUCCAUAAAUUACUUUCACCAUAUGAAUUUUGAAGAAAUAAAAAGUUAUACAGGCUGGAAAUCUCCUGCAGUAUUUAAACGCCACUAUCUAAAAUCCUUGGAAGCCCUAAAAUUUGCAACAGUGGCAGCAGGGAAUGUGGUUCCUCCUGAUGAUUCUGAACCGUCAUGAUAAGGUCUAGUGUUAGAAAUAAUUUCUCCUUUACUUUCUCUCCUACCUGCCUUACUUAUUGUCCCUACUGUAGUUUCGAUUUUCACCUGGAUUGCACCCUAUGUACCAUUGUAGUGUAUAUAUGUAAUAAUUUUAAGGCAUUAGAUUUAGACAUCUUAUUUGC